CCCAACAUCAAAGAAUGCUUCUCACAUGUGAUUGAAGACAACUCAGAUGAAUGCGUGACAAUUGGAAAAGAGGGAGAGCCAAAUAUGUUAGCACUUGCUCCAGCUGCUAGUAUCGCGAUCUACUAGGUCUUUGGUAGGAGCGGUCGAUAUAACAAGAAUAUGUAAGUGAUAUGGCUCUCCAAAAGGCUGGAGACGAAGCAUUGCAUUCGUGUUUUCUCGAAGAUAGGAAGGAAUUCAUUCCGGUUUAUGAAAAAUGUUAUCCUUAAAGGCUGCUUUCCUUACAAAAUGAACGUUCUGAUGUGCGCCUGCGCAAAAUUGUUGGAAUGAAUAAUUUGCAGUUGAGUUUAACAAAACGCCACUGUUCGAGAGAGCGCUCGUUUUACUCGGUACACUUUCUGUGAUGCUUUCACACGAAGCUAGUGUACUCAAGAAUUUUCGAACAGUACAGUAAUUUCUGUUGUAUCGAGGGUGGGCGUGAUAGGAAAAAGUGUUCUGAUAUAACAGGGGGAUUGUAAAAUAAACCAAAAUGCAUUUGUUGAAGAUAGUGUUUGCAGAGAAAAAAAAGAUGGACAUUGGAAGCAGCAAUAUCUCGGUAGAAAGUGAACUCGACACUGUGAAGUAAAACUAUGUAGAGUUACGCUCUCUCAACUCUUCUCUGAGAAAAGAGAUGAUCCAGAAAACCGGAAAUGUGAGUUUGGCGUGUUGCAUUUGUAGUAGUGAGUUCGAUUCGAAUAUGCUGCGGUGUUAGAUGAAGAGAGCAUAAACUAGCAUAAAAGUAUAAGAGAAGGCAACAUAAAACAAAAUACGUGUGCGUGCGGUCAGCAGUGUAUGUGAAUGGUGCGCCUCGUGAGAAUCUCUCGAGGAUUCCAUGUUUGGAUAGAAAGAUCGGUUUUCAUUCGGCAUCUGCGUCUGUGCAAAGCACGCUUUACCAUCAGAGGAAUUUUAUCCAACAUAGAACAGACUUUAACUUCAAUACGAGCCUGAGCAGAAUCUGCACAAACUUCCAUACGCGAUUUGGGAUCUUGUGUGCGUGUUGGUUUUUGAUGUUGGGUACAAAACAAGCUAGUAUCCUGGAAGCAAUAUCACUUCAUGUGACGAGCAGAACAAUGUGACGAGGUUUUUCAAUUAGUGCUGUAUAUUUGGAAAAAAUGUUCUAUGUAUGGUACAGCUUGAAGGCAGCCUACAGCCUUUGAGCAUUUGUUGAAGAUGUGAACAGUUACCUACACCAAUUUUCUGUGCAUCGUACUAGUGUCGUAAAUUGAAAUAUAUGUGUGUAAUCUUGAUGAUUUCCUAUUUUGGAAUACAAAAAAGCAGACAACAGCGAGUGUAAUGUGAAAAAUGAGCACAAAUAAAACCUAUAACGCCAGUCACACGGUACAUGAAAAAUGUAUCUUUUUUGUCUAGUUGUGCAUAAAUGCUCAUGAUAUUAAAACAGUGUAUACAUGUUCGAAUCAGUGGGUGACCGAUUUAGUCAUCGUUUUGUAUGACGUGGAACCACAACAUGAUCACUGAGUUGUUCCUGCCGGUAUUACUAGUGCUCGUUUGCGUGCAGGUCAAUUACAGCCUGCAGUAUGAUUCGGUUGACUCGCAAUACCACUAUCCGGCAGGACCGGAGGAGUCUGGAAAUACAAUACGGUACGAUUCUCCGGAUGACUGCAAGUACCGUGUGCUACCCGGAAAUGACGUCGAUUUGGUGUGCAACUUGCGUACGGUGAACAGUGAGCUAGAUCACACCAACUUCACGGUGAUACAAUCGGAGCGUUUAUCCGCUUUAUCGAUUUAUUGCAACGAUGCAAUUCAAGUCCGCAGCAAACUUCAACCCAAAUCAUUUCUUCAUCUCGGGCGGCUCAAGCGCCUUUCUGUUGAAUAUUGUAAGAUCGCCAAAUUUUCGAGGGAUGUGUUAAGUGGAUUAAGCGAACUACGCAACUUCACCAUUCGUACGCACAAUAUCAACUGGCCCGAGCUCAAUUUAGACAUCGAAUCAGAUGCAUUCACGGAAUCACGAAACCUGGAGAUGCUUGACUUAAGCAUGAAUAACAUUUGGUCCCUACCUGAGCAUCUAUUCUGCAUGUUGAGUGGCCUCCGAUCAUUAAAUAUCAGUUUCAAUCGACUGCAAGACAUCAAUGACUUGGGCUUUCGAGAGCUUAAAGAUGGUAAGGACGGAAACAUAUCCGUCUCAACCACACAGCCAUUUAGUUGCUCUCUCGAUCUUGAGGAAUUGGAUGUGUCAAGAAACCACUUUGUUCUUUUACCUCCAGCAGGCUUCGGAAUGCUCAAGCGAUUGAAAGUGCUAAAGAUCCAUGACAACGAAAUUUCGAUGGUGGGUGAGAAGGCCCUGAAAGGAUUGAAGGAUUUAGUAGUGUUGGAUAUGAGCUCUAACAAAAUAGUUGCUUUGCCAACAGACCUAUUUAAGGAUCAAGCGCAAACUGUUCAAGAGGUCUACCUGCAGAAUAAUUCCAUAAGCGUACUCUCUCCCGGAUUACUCACAAAGCUGGAGCAGUUGCAAGCACUUGAUCUAUCAAUGAAUCAACUUACAUCGGCUUGGGUUAAUCGAGGCACGUUUGCUGGCCUAAUACGAUUGGUUCUGCUCAAUCUGGCGAGCAACAAAAUUACAAAACUGGAGUCGGAGAUCUUUUCUGAUCUUUACACACUCCAAAUACUAAAUCUACGCUAUAACCAGCUUGAAAUCAUAGCGGCCGAUACAUUCUCGCCAAUGAAUAAUUUGCAUACACUAUUACUAUCGCACAAUAAAAUCAAGUAUCUAGACGCCUACUCUUUAAACGGACUAUACGCGCUGUCCCUUUUAUCUUUGGAUAACAACGCCCUAACAGGUGUACAUCCGGAAGCAUUCCGUAACUGCAGUUCGCUACAAGAUCUGAACUUGAACGGAAAUGAGUUAACACAAGUUCCGCUUGCUCUGAAAGACAUGCGCUUAUUACGUACUGUUGAUCUUGGUGAAAACGCCAUAACAGUUUUAGAAGACCCAGGGUUUCGUGGCAUGAAUAAUCUGUAUGGAUUGCGCCUGAUCAGCAACGACAUAGAAAAUAUUACUCAAAAAGCAUUCAAGGAUCUACCAAGUUUACAAAUUUUGAACAUCGCACGAAACCGAAUUUCCUACAUCGAGAAAGGUGCCUUCGAGCUAUGCACCAACGUACAAGCCAUUCGACUAGAUGGGAACCUACUGACUGAUAUAGACGGCUUAUUCAGUAGCAUGCCGAACUUGGUAUGGCUCAACAUUUCCGAUAACCGGCUUGAGCAUUUCGACUAUUCGCAAAUACCUGUACACCUCCAGUGGCUCGAUAUGCACAAAAAUUUUCUUUCUGAGUUGACUAAUCGUUACGGGCUUGAUUUUAAGUUGCAACUUCAAACGUUGGAUGUCAGCUACAAUAGGCUUACGAGGGUUUCUUCUUCCACUAUCCCAAACAGAAUCGAGUUCUUAUUUAUGAACGAUAAUUUCAUAGCGCAUGUGGAGCCACACUGUUUCAUGCACAAGACGAAUCUCACUCGAGUAGAUUUGUACGCAAAUCAGCUUACUAGCCUCGACGUAAAAGCAUUACGGCUGCAGCCCAUACCGGAAGAAAAACAAAUCCCGGAGUUCUACAUCGGAGGAAACCCUUUUAUAUGCGAUUGCAAUAUAGAUUGGCUGCAAAAAAUAAAUCAUGUCACUUCGCGCCAGUAUCCGACCAUCAACGAUAUCGAAACUGUAUACUGCAAGCUAAUGUACGAUCGGGAACGUUCAUACGUGGCAUUAAUAGAAGCCGAACCGAAACAUUUUCUCUGCAGCUACAGCACACAUUGUUUCGCACUCUGCCACUGUUGCGAAUUUGACGCAUGUGACUGCGAGAUGACCUGCCCGAAUAACUGCCAUUGCUAUCAUGACAACAGCUGGUCCACAAACAUUGUCGAGUGUUCAGUUGCAGGCUACACGGAUAUCCCUAACAACAUACCCAUGGACACAACAGAGGUUUACCUUGAUGGCAACAACCUAAUAGAACUCUCGGGUCAUAGUUUCAUCGGGCGCAAAAAUUUGCGUGUACUGUAUGGAAAUCAUUCAAAUAUCGAAGUAAUACAUAACACAACUUUCAUAGGACUCCGUCGUCUCCUUAGUCUCCACCUGGAAUACAACGCUAUACAGAAGCUCUAUGGAUUCGAGUUUGCAGCUCUCGAGAGUUUACGUGAGCUUUAUCUGCAUGGAAAUAGGAUAGCGUACAUAGAAGAUUACACAUUUCGCGAGUUACGUAAGCUAGAAGUCCUCCGUUUGGACGGAAACCGUAUUACUAGUUUUGAAGUGUGGCAACUAUCGGCUAACCCGUACCUAGUCGGAAUCGCGCUUGCUAACAACCAAUGGACAUGUGAUUGUGGAUUCUUGAAUAAAUUGCGUGUCUAUCUACAAUCAAAUGUAGACAAAAUUGCAGAUGCCAACGAGAUUUCAUGUGUUUACAAUAAUCUAACCAGUAUCCUAAAAGAGAAGAACGGUACCAAGUGUACCUUUCGCGAAGGCAUGUCUUCAAUAGUUCAUACGCAAGAAAUUGAAGAUAUGCUACCAUUGCUGUUAGUAGCUACUUGUGCUUUCGUCGGGUUUUUCGCACUAAUUUUUGGCAUUUUCUGCUAUCGAAAAGAACUUAAGGUAUUAGUCCAAUCAAGCUGCAUCGGUGCACUUUGCUACAAGUCCAGCACAUUUACGAACGAGCAUGAAAAGGAACGAUUAUAUGAUGCAUAUAUCACCUAUUCCCUGCAGGACGAGCAUUUUGUCAAUCAAAUCCUUACAUCAACUCUGGAAAACGACGUUGGCUUCCGAUUAUGUCUGCACUAUCGAGAUUUAAGUACUAAUAAUUACCUAGCAGAUACGAUCGUUGAAGCGGUUGAUAGCUCUAAACGAGCCGUUCUAGUACUUUCCAAAAAUUUUCUCUAUAAUGAGUGGACACGGUUCGAAUUCAAAGGUGCCAUUCACGAAGUUUUGAAGCGGCGUCGAAAACUAAUCAUCAUUCUUUAUGGUGAUUUGCCACAACGAGAUCUAGAUGCCGAUAUGCGUUUGUACCUGCGCACGAACACGUGCAUAGAAUGGGACGACAAAAAGUUUUGGCAGAAACUGCGCAUAGCACUACCCCACGUCAAGAAGAGUAGCUGCCUCAAUAAACGACCAGCAAUAAAUAUCUAUGCAACCGCCAAUGAGUACAACACUACUGGACGGCAACGUCUCUCUCAGGGUUGUCCGCCUGGCACUGCUGGUACGUUGACUCCUGUGAAUAUGGGACUUCCUGUCCAGAUCAACCGACUAGAGCAACAUAGCUACGCCACGAUCGGCAAAUGUCCGCAAAACUGUGAUAACUAUAAUAUGAUUAGUAACUGUAAAUAUAACACCACUCAGCAUCUCCAAUCUCCAAACCAGCCCGAGCAGCGGAUAAACGAACUAGGGCGGAAAGCGACCGACCGACAGCACGAAUAUGCUGUUCCCUCGAACUGCCUCGUAGAUUCAUCGCACGAACCAUACAACGUGGGUGACGAUUGUAUCACUGGUGAAACAUACGAGAGCACAUCCAGCUCUAAGUAUUCUACUUCCUCUCCGGGUUCUAGUGAUGGCAGCCAUUCUAUCUCCUCCACAUGCGACAUCACCGGUGGCUCAGUCGCACAGUCUCCGAUAGGUGUAUGCCCUUCUAAUCCACCUCCUACGAACAAGUAUUCGAACAGUCAUCAACAUCAUCCUCGUCACAACAGCAGUCGAAAACAACCCAAUCCGGAAGGAAGUGGAUCGAUAAAGGAUGCCCUUGAUGCAAACAAGUCGAGCACUAACAAUUUCAAUGAUAGAAGACUGCCACAGGCCAUGUGGGCAUAACGAUUAUUAAAAAGCAUAAGGUUAGCUAAUUAUUAUUAUCGUUAAACGGAUGAAACUUUAUCUUAAGUACCUCGCCGUUGAAGGUUAAGAUUACAAAUAUUUUGAAGGAAUGAGUGAGAACAUUGUAAGAAGAGGAAUAAAAUCCUAGUGGUUUAGGAAUUGUUGUGUGUAUUCGAGGACCAUUUCUGUUACCGUUUCUCGUCCAUUCCAGCUGGGCAAAGCAAGGAAAAUGACAAGUGUAGAUCUUAAAAGAAAUUAACGCCACUCGCAGCAGUUGUAACAUUCCUGAACAAAAAGCAAUGAAAGCUACAUGCAUAAAAGGAAUUAACUAAAACCUACAAAGAAAAGAAAACAUUCUCCAAAUCGAGUGAUAUGAUGCAAAACGGGACGGCUGCGAAACGACCAGAUUGGUACGACAAAUAGUCGUUCAUGCAGUGCCUUGUGGGAGAGUUAAUGACAAAAGUGGAAUCGAAUCUCAGUCAAGAAUGAAACCAAAACCAUCUGAAUUCCAAAACAUUGAAACAAGAAUUCCUUCAAGCACAAUGUCUUUCGAUGUUGUAGAGGAAUGAACUUGUGCGGUUAGAUUGACUCGCAGCUCAAUGACAUACUCCGUCAGAAUCAAAAUAGAAGAAAUAGAAACAAUACAUAAUUCUAGUCACACUGGAAGAGAAUUCCAUUUAAGUUUUGAGGGCCAAUUGUUUUAUUUAUUAAUUCGAAUUUAAAAAAAUAUGCUAAUUCGGAAUCUGAUUUCAUAUGCGUUACCAGCCGCAGAAGGAUUAGCAUUGAGCUAAUAUGAAAAUCACAAUAAUACGAAAACAUUAAAUGUAAAUAGUGUAUCUUUACCUUCGAUAAGAAAUUUAGAAGGACUUAACCCAUAAUAUACAAAAAGGUACACGUGGGCUGUAUUACUAGAUCGAUAAAACAACUAGCCAAAAGUGAUUCUAUCUUGCUAAAAAAUGAUGAGUAAGAAAAUUAUUUUAGUUGACAUUGAAUUUAGACCUCCUAGAUUGUGGAACAUUUCAUCUCAAUUUCAAGCUUUUAUUUGCUUUAGAUUUGUAAGCUUUUAUUGUUUAAACUACAUGACAAAUUUAUUCAGCUUCCAUGAUAGGUAUGACUGAGAUUUAUAAUUGAGCUUCAUUAUCCAUGGUUCAAGAAAACAAUUGAAAAGGAACACGAAAGCAAAAAUCUAUAUGUGGAUAAACGUAGCAUAUGAUAUAAAGGCAAACAAAAUAGUACACUGCAAUCGUUAUGUACAAUUUUUUGGUAGAAUUUUCGUCAAGAAUUGUCCAACUAGAUUAUUUCUAGUUUUUGACUAACGAUCUCAAAUUCGGGUUGUUUGCAAUCUGUGCAACACUCUGUAUAUUAGAGAACCGCAGUCCAGAAUAUCCAUGCAUAAAACUCAUAACAUCGAAGAAUAGCCACAUUAAACUUGUCCCCAAUGGAAUAUUUUUUAAAGAAAAAGGUACAUGAUUUGGUUUUUUAAAUAACAAUCAAUCAGAAGUAUUGCUACCAAACCUGACCCCUGCAUGUUUCAUUAUCUAAAUCCGCACUAUACAAAACCCCUUACACAACCAUAGCAUUUACACUCUCUCAAUAAAGCCAACGAGUUAAUACAGCAAUGUAAAAGGUCAAUGAUAGAAAUAUUCUAUUCAUCUGAUUAAAUGUUGAUUCCAGAGAGUAACAAAACAUGAUCAUGUUCUGCCAAUGAACAAGAAUUUAGGUAUAAACUAACGAAACUUGUUCCUGUGCUGCAAAUGUGUUGAGUGCUUAAUUAUCUUGUGAUUGUUAAGCAAAUUACCAGCCACAAAGUUUCAAUCCUAAAAUACAAUACAUACAUAGCUUUUAUCAGUUCGGAGCAUAUUACAACAAUUUGUAUGAAAUGAGAACAAGUGAAAAGAAAUUAACUACUGGUUGCACAGAAUACCGGAAAGAAUGUGUCGUUAUACAACGUAACGAGAACAGCUGUAGCUGCUCUAUGUACAGAUCAAUAGCAGAUGGACUCGAUGAAUUGUAAAAAAACAUAAAUAAUAAUAAAAAAUCCAA
Molecule: messenger RNA, 7876 nt
Organism: Anopheles darlingi
Lineage: Eukaryota; Metazoa; Arthropoda; Insecta; Diptera; Culicidae
Gene: Toll-6
Product: toll-like receptor 6
Exons: 2
Coding region: 1484-5833 (1449 amino acids)
Biological process (GO): signal transduction
Molecular function (GO): protein binding
Source: RefSeq, a predicted model, not a curated record